UAACGGACGGGCGGCUAACAAUGCUUCGGGCAAAAUGGUGUUGUUAUGAAAUGCACCAAACUGUUUGUUUCGAUUUCGAAUUGUUGUGAUAUUCUGAAUUCGUGAUGGGUGCGAAAGCAUCGAAAAUGAAUUCUUGCUCUGAGCAGUUGCAACAGAAAUGUGCGAGGGAAGAGUAUUCAUCGUUUGAAAGUUGUGAAGAGUUUUCAAUUCCUGAUGAUUUGUUGGUAGAUGUUUUAUCGUUUGUGCCACAUCAAGAUCUAAUACAGAAUUGCAGAUCAGUUUGCAAGCAGUGGAGAGAUAUAAUAGAUGGUCACGGUGUGUGGAAAAUCAAAUGUGAACGAGAGAGAAAAACGGUUCCUUCACUUAAACUUCGAAAUCUUCCAGUACAUUAUUACCAAUUAAUUUACUUGUUCAAUCCGUAUGGAAGAAAUUUAAUUAGAAAUCCUUGCGGGGAAGAUGGUUUGAGGAACUGGGUUGUAGCUAGUAAUGGCGGAGAUGGUUUUAUUGUUGAAAACCCUCCAGUUGGAGCAGAUGCGGUUCCUACAGAAAUUGGUGCUCAAUACUGUUUUGCAACAUCUUAUUAUGUUUGUUCAAAACACCAGAUUAUUGACCUUGUGGCAAAAGGCAUUCCUGCAGUAGUAUUAGAUUCUGGUUGUAUAAAAAUACAAGUUGGGGAAUGGUAUGCAGCUCGUUUUGACUGUGCUUCUGAAUACAAAUUGACAGUUCAGUUGGUGAAUGAACAAUUUAGAGAUGAAGAAGUAUUUGUGGAUGAUUUUACAGUAGACAGUUUUGAAUUUACUCACAGAGAGGAACAAUGGACAGGAAAAGAAUGGAAUUUGGUUACUCAUACAUUUGACAAUGUUAUAAAAACUAGAUAUGUGUUCUUUGAACAUUCUGGAUCAGACUGCCAGUUUUGGGCUGGACAUUUUGGAAGUAAAAUGACUGGUGCCUUUGUGCGUAUAAUUUGUGAAUAAAUUUUUUACCCUUGUUUCAGUGGAAUAUAAUCCACUGUUUAAAAGUACUAAAUUAUUGUAUUAAUUACAUAGUUUCUAUAAUAUCCUUUACAAAAUUGUUUAAACAUUUAUUUGUAAUGUACAAGGUGACUAUAAUUAAUGUUACUCUAUUCAGAACUGUCUACAGUUGUAAUUGUUCUUAGGAAAGAAGUGAAACUUUGUAUAUGACAUAAAAGAGAUAGACAAAGACAUUUAACAAAAACAACAAAAAAGAAAAAUUAGGGUACUUACAUAUUAUCCCACUGACUGUGGAAACUGUCACCAAGCAGCAUGAGUUAGCACCAGUGUGAUGCAAUAAGACACUCUCAACAUUUCACUUUUGUUUGAUGUAACCCCAGUUGACUAUUGGGGAGCCAUGCUUUGUUUUUAUUGAAUAAAGAUAUAAAUUAACUGUUAUUACUGUAUUUUUUGUUUCAUUUAAAAAAAUGAAUAAAAUUUGGGGCCAGCCUUCUACAUAACAGAACACAGUUGGUUACUUUUAAGAUUUAUUUUUUGUUGCAUUUAAAAAAAUGAAUAAAAUUUGGGGCCAGCCUUCUACAUAACAGAACACAGUUGGUUACUUUUAAGAUUAGAAGCUCCUAUCACUAAUAUAUAUAUGUGUGUGUGUGUGUGUGUGUAUUAACAGACACGAUAUAACCAGCUGAAUAUGGCUGACAAAACAGUAAUAGAUUGAAACAAUUACUUGUGGGAGGUGUGUACUCAAAGAGGUUUAAACAGAGCUUCUGGUAAGGUCAGAAGGCUUAAAAAAAUAGCAGGAAUUGAUGAAAGCAUUUUUGGAAAGUUCAGAAACAAAAUAGGUCGAAUAUUAAUUGUUUAUUUCAAAGAGGUGUUAGUUCUGUCAGAGUUCCAUAGGAACAACUGGUGCAACUCUGGCAGGACUGCUGCAAAUUUUCAUGUUUCGGUGGUAAUCAUCUUUCUCGGUUGAUGGGUUGAAACAUAGAUACCCAAAAUAGUUCUAAAUAUUUUAUUAAUAACUUACACAUUUAGCUACAUUUUUUUAUACACUUUUGGUUACAGCAAAGCAUGUUCCGUAAGGUGACCAUCAUUGUUAACUACCAUCUGUAAAAUUACAAGAUGGCAAGUUCAUUUAACAGAACGAAGUGUGUGUUGUUUGAAUGCGUCUAUAAGUGAAAUGUUGCCUAUAAGAUCAAGUGAUGUACUUGAGUUGUCACAGAUGAAUAUAUGUUUCAAUGUUCCUGAAAACCAAAAAUCGCAUGUAUUCAGGUUUGGGGAUCAGAAAAAGCACAUAUGAUGAAAAAAAUGGAUAAUGAUUCCUUCUUCCGUAAAAUUCUUUUGAAAGCAUGCUUAACAUAUCAUGCAAUUUAUAGAGGAGUUCUUUCUUGCUUAAAGAUGAUGUGUACAAGCUACUGAUGCCCUUGCAGAAAAAAAGUUAUAAAUUCAUUUUCGAAGUGCACUGCAUAUCACUGCUCAGUAUUGAGCAUGCACUGAACAUGCCACAUUAACUCCUUAGAGAAGUACAGUCCCAGAAUAAAUGAUGCAAUAAACUCACACUAUGCUGUCACUUUUAAGGAAUGGAACAAAGCAUCUAGAAUGAGUCACAGAUUUUAUGAGUUCCAAAUUUGGCAGUUGUCAGUAUCCGCAAAACUGCGUGAAUGAAGUAUGCUUUGCCUAUCCAGAACAUAUUAUUUUUGAAUUAAUGCAACAGCAAGCAAAAAACUGGAGUUGUGGAUCAAAACAACAUAUGAAACAAGUGUAAGUGAAUAUUUGUAAUAAUAAUAUUAGAGAAUAUUUUAAAGUACAUUUCACAGUUUCUCAUGGACAGUUAGUUGAACAGGGCCUCUGAUGCUUAUGCUGCACAGCGAACACUGGUGUUGGCCUGAAAAUUUGAAACUCUGUCUUUCUUACUUCUAUGCCGCCCAGGCGGGAUAAUGGUUAGUGACGGUUGUUGUACUGAAGGGCCCGGGUUCGAAUCCUGGAGAAAGCAUGAAUGUUUAUGAGUAUAUAAUGUCUGUGCAGCAAGGAAGCACUCAAUAUAAACAGCAAAUAGGAAUUCUCUAAAAGAUUUGUCGUAGAAAAAGAAAGGUGGAAGACCAUUGGACUGCAACCUAGGUUGUUCUCCUCUGGAUUCCCAUCUGGGGCUAAAGAUUAGCUGUCAGCAAGACCUGGGAAUACAAGAGCUGGCCUUAUUUCAAAUUUUUUCAUGUACUAGGUCUGUACAAACAAUUUUUCUUCCCCUUCCAGGAUGAACAGCCAAUGAUCCUGCUGCUUCAAAUUUUGUCAGUCUUCAGAGUUUUUAGUGAUUAGACCUGUUUCAAGCCUUUUCUAAGUCUGAAAUAUCUGUAAAGCAGCUGAUGCAGAAUAUGCAUUUCAGUGAAUGAGUUUAAUCAACAAAUCAUGAUCGUGCACCUCAUGGUUAUUGUGAGUGGUGAUUACACUAAAAAACAUAUUUUACGUUAAUUUUUAGAGGUUGUUUUGGCAAUUAUUGUGUGGCACUGAAAAUAUCUGCAUAUGUAAUAGGGAAUAUGGAUGUUCCACAGUAAAGCACCUUGUAGUGAUAACACUUAAAUCUAAUUUGACUUUUCACUAAAUGUCUUUACCACCACUUUGUUGUGUUGUAAAGUGUUUUGUAUUUGUCUUAAUUAUAUGCUUAUGACUGUAGGCUGCUCUGGAUAAAGGAAAUUUAGUUUUGGUCACUUUGUAAUAUUGAUUAGUUUGUAAAAUUGCAGAAUAGAUUUUGAUCUCCUAAUUAACAUUUCAAAAUAGUCCUCAAAUGCAUCAUCUAAUAAAAAAGAAUUUUUUUUAUUAGCUUUUAAACUUGAAUUUCUUAAAAUUUCUUCUGAUUACUUCUUUGAUAAUAAUUCAUUCUUGUUAAUUCUUAUAAUAAUGUUUUAUGUAGUCCAUUAAAUGAAAGGGAAGGAAGGGUAAAUAUACCCUUUCUUCCCUGCACAUAAUAUCUAUAUGUUUGUAGUAAAAAUGGCAUGUAAAAUUAUGCCUUUUUUUUCUUUAUGUGAGAGCUUUUAAAGUGAAUCAAAGGUAUUGUUAAAGUAAAAACUCCUGUAAAUUUGAAAUAAUGUUUAUUUCUUAAAUUGUAUGUGUAAUGUUAUUUCAUAUAAUCUAGAAAGUGAAAAUAAAAAUUAAAAGUCUUAAGACACUCAUUUUUGGGAGAAAAAUGUAAUUGAGGCAUUUUGAAAAUAAUAUGCUUCCCCUCAACACCCCAAAGCAGCUGUUAUUUUUUCCUUAUAUUCUUGCAAGCUACAGGUUGUGGAUUUCUCUUCAAAUAAUAAUUUCAGAGGAGUAGGAAAAAAUAGACAGUUAUUGGAAAACUAACAAUGCACAAGAAAAAUUAAUAGUAGCUGAAAAAUAACUCAAAGGGGAGUACAAUUUUAUAAACUAUUUCUUUUGUAUGUGUUGUAAUAUUUAAUAAUAAUUAGAUUUUUUGAAAUCUAAUUUGUUAAAUGUUUCUUCAGUUGUAUUUUUGUAUAGUUAGUGCAUUUUUAUUAAAUAUUUAUUUUGUUUACUUAACUGAUAUACAGGUGUUUUCCCUUUUUUGUCAGGUUAAGAAAGCAAGAGUAUUGCUGAAAACCUUAAAUAUCCAAAUGUGAAAUCAUUCUUUUUACAGAGCACCUAUAUACUUUUUGUGUCAAAAAAAUAUCACUUCAGAAAUGUGCAAAAACUAAAAACAUGCGUAAUAGGUAUAUUAUAUGUACAGUAUCAAAAGCUGUGUAUAGAGUAUAUAGUGUAUAGUAUAUAAAAGCUGCAUACAGAGUAUGUUGAGUAUAAUUAUAAGAAAAUGACUAACAACAGGAUAAAAAAACAUACAAUUUUGCAGUGUAAAUAAACAAAAGCUUAGCUUUAAAUU
Messenger RNA from Stegodyphus dumicola, 4833 nucleotides. Its product is annotated as F-box only protein 27-like. Gene Ontology annotation, biological process: glycoprotein catabolic process; SCF-dependent proteasomal ubiquitin-dependent protein catabolic process; ERAD pathway. Gene Ontology annotation, cellular component: SCF ubiquitin ligase complex; cytoplasm. The record is from RefSeq and is a predicted model, not a curated record. Lineage: Eukaryota; Metazoa; Arthropoda; Arachnida; Araneae; Eresidae. Gene Ontology annotation, molecular function: protein binding; ubiquitin protein ligase activity.